This is a messenger RNA of Dothidotthia symphoricarpi CBS 119687, 1316 nucleotides long. Its product is annotated as Inosine/uridine-preferring nucleoside hydrolase. The record is from RefSeq and is a predicted model, not a curated record. Gene Ontology annotation, molecular function: purine nucleosidase activity. Gene Ontology annotation, cellular component: cytosol. Gene Ontology annotation, biological process: purine nucleoside catabolic process. Bases 1 to 1161 code for a protein of 386 amino acids. The transcript has 6 exons. NCBI's taxonomy places the organism in Eukaryota, Fungi, Ascomycota, Dothideomycetes, Pleosporales, Dothidotthiaceae.
AUGGUCGAUAUAUCUCGCAAGAUCCCACUCUGGCUCGACUGUGACACCGGGCAUGAUGAUGCAUACGCUCUCCUCCUUAGCGCGCACGAUCCCCGCGUUCAACUCCUAGGUGUCACGACUGUACACGGCAAUGCCGCACUUGAUCAAACAACAUUCAACACCAGAGCGAUACUCGAGGCAUUGGGAAGGCGCGAUGUGAAAGUCUAUGCAGGCGCAGCAAAGCCAAUUGUGCGCGAUGCUGUACAUGCCGCCGAUAUCCACGGCGAGUCCGGUCUGGAUGGAGUCACAUUACUGCCCCAACCCUCGGAGCCAGCAGCCACCGAUGUUAACUAUCUGGAGGCCAUGUACAAUGCUCUCAUUGCUACACCGCCCAACACAGCGUGGCUUGUCUCGACAGGCACGUUAACCAACAUCGGCUUGUUGUUCCAGAAAUACACCGAUCUGGCAGACCAUCUCAAAGGGCUGAGCAUAAUGGGAGGAGCAGUAGGUGGAGGAUUUACUGACGCCCCCAUGGGGAAAGUAAAAGGUGAGGGCGAGCGCUUUGGCAAUUGGACUGCCUAUGCCGAAUUCAAUAUCUACUGUGAUCCUGAAGCAUCUUACUUCAUUUUCUCACAUCCGAUCCUGAAGUCGAAGAUAACCCUCAUCACACUCGACCUCAGCCACCAAGUGCUCGGCACAAAGGCAGUUCGUCGCACACAACUCUACGGCUCCGACGAUCCCCUCGAUCCAUCCACCGUCAAAACUGAUCGCACACCUUCCGCGCUUCGAGCGUUGUUCACCCAGAUAAUGUCCUUUUUUGCCAGCACAUAUGCUGAAGUCUUCUCUAUAACCGAGGGCCCGCCUCUUCAUGAUCCUCUUGCAGUUGCUGCAAUAUACGACCCUGAAAUCUUCGAUGACAAGGGCGGCGAACGAUUCCAAGUCGACAUAGUCACCACAGGUGUUCAUUCGAUGAACCAGUCAGAAGUCGGAGAGUUGGGCCGGACAAAGAUCACCAAGCUCCAAGACGGUCAGGGUGGCUGUAGAAUACCAAGAGGCGUGGAUCUAGCUAAGUUUUGGGGUAACGUAGAGAGCGCGCUGAAACGUGCAGAUGCAGUCAGUCCGAUGCCUAAAAUACCUCGCGAGGAGUUGGAAAGAGAUGGCGUGUUUGUGGGCAUAGACUAAGCAUCAUUGUUGACGCGUGAUUGUUUUUGCAGGCGAACACUGAUCAUAGAUCGAUCUGAGAAUAGACUAGAACACGGCGCAGCAGGCACCCACGAAUAAACGAAGAGCAAUUCCUUAAACGACAAAACCUGCGCGGAGUUGCAUUUACAUUUAGC